AUGUAUUUGUUUGUGAUGAAGAAGCUCAAAGGAAUGUUCCAGACCAAAUGUCUCGACCGUCACUUCGGGCUUUCUGUCCGGUCCAGCUUCCUCGGCCCGAAGAGCGGUUUUCACUUUGAAGACCAGCAUGGAUUCCACUUCUUGUCCGAUCAGGAGGCCACACUCUGUGGUUACGCCGUCUCAAUGAACGAUGCGGGAGACCUGGUGUUUCGGGCCUCCUUCCUGGCCUGUCACGUCCACAGCAAGAGAGGCACGGACUAUCACCUGCGUCUGUGGUUCGUGAGCCUGCAGGCGGAUGGGAAGGUGGCGACGUUUCCCUUCCAGCUCCACUGCUCGCUCCGGGGCCGAUGGAGCGCCAGAGAGAUCGUCUGUGAGGAAAACUACAUGGAGGUGUCGAUUCAGCAGUCUAUCCUGCCCAUUACAUCCAAAAAUGAGAAGGGAGCUGACGUGGCUGUGAUGUUCCACGGAGAUGACCGGCCUCCAGAGAAAGCGGAGGUCUUGACCCUGAUGGAGGCUGCUACUCUGGGCUGCCCCGUCUCACUGCGUGGCUCUCGCCUCACCCUCCGCUGUCCCUACUCCUCCCCUCUCUCAUACUUUGUCAAGGAGAAGGGAGUGGAUUUAGAGAUCAUCAGAGCAACCAUCCUGUAUCGACUCCAGAGCAACUUCCUCGCUGUUGACGCCGCUAUUGCCUGUGCUCUGAACGAGGCUACAGCAGAUGGGUCCGACCUGCUGUGGACUGCCCCUUAUGUCCCGUCGGUGUUAGUCCACGGUCGGUUCAGGGACAGAGGCUUGAGCGUCGGAGUGAACGGCCAAACUCUGAGUGAGUCUGAAAAUGAAAAGAGCGGAUUCAACAUCAGCCUGCAGGAGGGGAGAGUGGAGGUCAGGAUUCCUGCAGGAGCCCAUGGAGGACACAUUAAGAGCGGUGUUGUGAGGGGACGGUAUGGCCAGUCCAUGUCAGCGGAUCUGUUCUUCAUGAGUCAGUGGGAGGACGAGCGCUGGCCUCUCACACAGCAUCGCUCCUUCAGGCACCUACAGACUCCUCUCAUCCCACAAAGCCCAGUCCUCACCAACAACACAGUGUCCUCUGAGGGAUUGUUCUCCGUCACUUUAGGCCUCUUUGCGCCUGAUGUUUCCCUCCAGAAGGUGACAGUAGAUGGUGCUGGUGACAUUUUAAUGUGGACCCACAGUGACACAGACGACCUCAGUGUGUCCAGGGUCUCCUACUUCAACGGGAGCCGCUCCUACCAGCUCAGUUUCCCGUUGUCGCACCCAAAACUAAUCCCAGCGUAUAUAGGUGGUGGCUAUGAGACGUACAGUCUGUCUUUUACCUUUAUUCUUACCAUCUUACCCAGUGGAGAGGUGUUUUACCAUCAAGCCACGAUAGAGCCGAGUGUUGAAUACACAGCUCCGGGUUCCCCCAAGCUGCAGGGGAAGUGCACCGAGAGCAGCCUGCUGGUGCUGCUGCACCACGGGGCCCAGAGUGAGCUGCAGUGGGAGCUCUUCCUCGGGGCUCGCAAACUGGACUGGGACCUGGUGGAGAUGGGCGGCUUCCUGGUGGAGGCGGCGAACGACUACCUGACCGUGGAGAUCCCCCUCUACAGCGCCGGGAUGAACUAUGGGGAUCUGACAUUGCGGGGUCUUGUCUCUGGAGUGGAAGUGUCUGUUGUGGACGCAGAGUCUCUGAAAGUGAUGGACACUCUAGUCCAUGAAUGCACCUUUCCUGUUAUAGACGUCCUAGUAUGUUUGCCAGAAGGGAGGAUGGUGGCAGUAGUGGACACCACCCACACCAUCCCGCCCACUAACCCCAACCGGACCACCCUAUUGGACCCCAGCUGUGUCCCCGUUGAGACGGACAGUGCCAGAGCCCUGUUCAGCUUCAGCCUGGACUCCUGUGGGACAACUGUAACUACUCAGGGAAAUGUCCUUGUUUAUGAAAACCAGAUCAGUUACCCUCAAGAUUUUCUUCCUUUGGAUGACCCUCUAAUACACAGAGAUUCUCCGUACAGGCUGACAAUUCAGUGUCGCUACCCAGCAAACCAUAGUAGUACUCUGGCUAUCCAGCACCCUUUGAACUCCUCUCUGGACCUUUCAUCCGUACCAGUCAAACGCACACGCAGGGAAGCUGCAAACACAGCCCAAAGAAGGUGGAGAGUGAAUUUGGAGGGACAGCAGAACCAAAAUCUAGGUAGUGAAACCAAUUCAAUCAUGAACACUGUGCUUAAUGUUCUACACAAAUCUACUUUGUAUUGA
Molecule: messenger RNA, 2250 nt
Organism: Anarrhichthys ocellatus (wolf-eel)
Lineage: Eukaryota; Metazoa; Chordata; Actinopteri; Perciformes; Anarhichadidae
Exons: 17
Coding region: 1-2250 (749 amino acids)
Source: RefSeq, a predicted model, not a curated record